Molecule: messenger RNA, 2325 nt
Organism: Pediculus humanus corporis (human body louse)
Lineage: Eukaryota; Metazoa; Arthropoda; Insecta; Psocodea; Pediculidae
Exons: 11
Coding region: 1-2325 (774 amino acids)
Biological process (GO): carbohydrate metabolic process
Source: RefSeq, a predicted model, not a curated record
AUGAAUUACAUACCAGUUAAAAGAAUUCUCUGUUUUGUCAGUGUCAUAAAAAAAUUUCCAACAAAAUUUCCUAAAAAUUUAACUGCAAUAUUGGUUCAAAAUUAUUCUGCGUUUAAGCCAAUUGAAGGAUUCACCCAAAAAUUGCCUAGAAAAAAACGUUUAUUUUUGAUGGCUGGUAUUAGUAACAAAGUUUCCAAUCGUUUAGCAUUGGAAAAAUCUCCUUAUUUGCUUCAACACUCAACAAAUCCUGUUGAUUGGUAUCCGUGGGGUAAUGAAGCAUUUUCAAGAGCUGUAAAAGAAAAUAAAUUAAUUUUUUUAUCAGUUGGAUAUUCAACAUGUCAUUGGUGUCAUGUAAUGGAAAAAGAAAGUUUUGAAAAUGAAGAAAUAGCAAAAAUAAUGAAUGAAAAUUUUGUUUGUGUUAAAGUUGAUAGGGAAGAAAGACCUGAUGUUGAUAAAUUGUACAUGUUAUUUGUUCAGCCAAUAUUUGGGGGUACUUAUUUUCCACCUAGUGAUUUUCAUGAGAGACCUGGCUUUAAAUCAGUUCUUUUGAUUUUAGCUGAACAGUGGCGAGAAAACAGGCAAAAAUUUUCUGAAAAUGGAAGAAAAAUAAUGGAUUAUAUAGAACAAUCUUCCUCUUUGGAUAAUUCCAUUCUGAAUCCAUCUGCUGUGAAUCCACCUGACAUUUCUUGCAUUGAAAAAUGUUAUAAUUCUUUAUUUAAAAGCUAUGAAAAAAAUUAUGGAGGUUUUAGCGAAGCUCCUAAAUUCCCUCAUCUUGUAAAUCUAAACUUUCUUUUUCAUUUAUAUGCCAGAGAACCCAAAUCAGAAAGAGGUAAAACAGCUCUGGCUAUGUGCAUACACACCUUAAAAAUGAUGGCCAAUGGUGGAAUUCAUGAUCACAUUGGAAAGGGUUUUUCUAGAUAUUCUGUGGAUAAUAAAUGGCACGUUCCACACUUUGAAAAAAUGCUCUAUGAUCAGGGACAAUUAGCGGUAUCAUAUGCUACAGCAUACUUGACAACCAAAAACCAAUUUUUUUCAGAAGUUUUAGAAGGGAUUUUAUCUUAUGUUGACAGGGAUUUAAGCCACCCAGACGGAGGUUUUUACAGUGCUGAAGAUGCUGAUUCCUUAUCUGCGCCUGAUUCUACUGAGAAGAAGGAAGGUGCUUUUUAUGUUUGGACUUAUGAAGACAUUAAAAAACAUUUACCUCAAAAAAUACCCGAAUCAUCUGAAUUAACAUAUGCUGAUGUUUUUUGUGAAUAUUUUAAUGUUAAAGCAAACGGAAAUGUUAAUCCAUCAAAGGAUCCUCAUAAUGAAUUAAAAAAUCAAAACGUACUGAUAAUAACAGAUAGUGAAGCUGCUGUUGCAGCCAAAUUUAACCUUUCGGAAGAGAGAGUGAAACAAAUUUUAGAUGAAAGUAAAAAAAUCUUAUUCAAUUUAAGAGCUAAAAGGCCGCGACCUCAUUUAGAUGAUAAAAUUUUAACUUCAUGGAAUGGUCUUAUGAUAAGUGGAUAUGCAAAAGCUGGACAAGUUUUGGGAAAUUCUCAUUACGUUCAAAGAGCCAUUGGAGCAGCCAAAUUUAUAAGACAACAUUUGUAUAAGAAUGAUACCAAAACAUUGUUAAGAAGUUGUUAUAAAUCAUCCGAUAACACCAUAAGUCAAAUAGCAACUCCAAUAAAUGGAUUUUUAGAUGAUUACGCUUUUCUUAUUCGAGGAUUAUUGGAUUUAUACGAAGCGUCAUUUGAUCCAAUUUGGAUAGAAUGGGCUGAAUCUCUUCAAGAAACUCAAGAUACUUUGUUUUGGGAUGAAGGAGGUGCCGGUUAUUUUUCUAGUCCGUCAGGAGACUCUUCAAUUCUCGUACGAAUGAAAGAAGAUCACGAUGGAGCAGAACCUUGCGGAAAUUCGGUAUCCGUAUCAAAUUUACUUAGACUCGGAGCUUACCUCGAUAAAGCAGAAUAUAAAGAUCGCGCGGGAAAAUUAUUGGCUGCGUUCACGUCGAGAUUGAAAAAAAUGCCCGUUAUUCUUCCAGAAAUGGUUUCGGCUUUGUUACUCUACCACGAUGGUCCUACACAGAUUUUAAUAACCGGGAAAAAAACAGAUCCAGACACGGCAGCAUUAUUAAACGUUGUUCAAUCGAGAUUUAUUCCAAAUAGAAUUUUAGCACUAAUCGAUGAUGACAAAGAAAGUAUUUUAUAUAAAAAAAAUGAUAUAAUUCGAACCAUCAAGCCUGUUCAUGGUCAUUCUACUGCAUAUGUUUGCCAUCACCAUACAUGCUCUCUUCCAAUCAAUACCAGAGAAGAACUAGCCAAGCUUUUGGAUGAAUCAAAAUAA